GUUGUGAAUACAGCUGGUUUGUGUCGGUGUUGACUCAGAAUAAUCAACUCUUUGUAAUAGGAAUAGGUCUUCAGCUGCGUUCUAACUAAAACACAUUCACAUAUUUUCUUUAUACAGAUCAGUUCGACGAAGAGCGAUUUGCAAGAGGAGACUUAUGGCUGAGGCACUUUUACCAUUUGCAGUAGAGAGGCUUUGGAACCUCCUUGUCCGAGAAACUAAGCAAUUUCAAGGAGUUGAAGAGCAGUUCGAGGGAUUAAAAAAUGAUGUGGAUACGUUAAGGUGCUUUUUGAAAGAUGCGGAGGCCAAGAAACAUUCAAGUGAAAUGGUGAGAAAAGUUAUCAAAGACAUCAAAGAAAUUGUUUUGGAUGCAGAAGAUAUCGUCGAAACCUUUCUUCUGAAGAAAGAACUCGGAGAAUCAAGCAGCAGUAGCGUGAAAAGAUUUGCAUAUGUCACUGUGAAAAGCAUGGUGCUUGGGUUUGAUAUGAAAACCAUAAGUAAGAGGAUAUCUAAGUGACGAAGACCAUCUUGUUGGGUUAGAGAGAAGUGUUGAAAGAUUGGUUGGCUAUUUGGUGGAGGAGGAUAGCAGCCAAGUGGUUUCCAUAACUGGGAUGGGCGGUAUUGGUAAAACCACACUUGCAAGAAAAGUUUUCAAUCAUGAGACAAUAAAAACUAAUUUUCCAGGAUUAGCUUGGGUGUGUGUUUCACAACAGUUUGAAAGGAAGUGUGUCUGGCAGACAAUCUUGCGACAACUGAUCAGGCCAGAAUGUGAUGUUUCAAAGAUGAUGGAAGACGAACUUCUAGAGAAGAUUGUUCGAGUGUUUGAAACACAAAAGGCUUUGAUCGUCAUUGAUGAUAUAUGGAGCGAAGGAGAUUGGAACCUAAUCAAGCAUGUGUUUCUGCCAAAAAAAGGAUGGAAGGUUUUACUUACUUCUCGCAAUGAGGAAGUGGCAUUACAUGCUGAUAAACAAUGUGUCACCUUCAAACCAGAAUGCCUAACUUUUGAAGAAGGUUGGGAUCUUUUUCAAAAGCUAGCAUUUCCUAUUAAAGAAACAGCUGGUCUACCACUGGCUAUUAAGGUGUUAGGCGGGAUGUUACGUAAGAACUACACAUUGCGACAGUGGAAAACGAUACGUGAGAAUAUUAAAGCUCCCAUCGUUAGAGGGACUGGCUUUGACGACGGAAAUAUCAAUACAGAGGUUUACGAUGUUUUGAAUCUGAGUUUCGAAGAGCUGCCUGCUUAUUUGAAGCAUUGCUUCCUUUACCUUGCUAGUUUUCCAGAAGAUUAUGAGAUAAAUACAAAGAAACUGUCCUAUUACUGGGCUGCAGAAGGAAUACAAAGGCCAAUGGAUUUCAAUGGAGCGGCAUUCAAGAGGUUGCAAAUGGAUACAUAGAGGAAUUGGUGAAGAGACACAUGGUUAUUUCUAAAAGAGACGUUGAUACUUCAAGAUUUGAAACACUUCGGUUGCAUGACAAGAUGAGAGAACUUUGUUUACUCAAAGCUGAAGAAGAGAAUUUUGUACAAACCAUUGACACAUCAACUGCAAAGUCGAAAUUUCCUUGUAAAUCUCGCAGACUUGCUGUUGUACGUUGUCCCGGUGAAGCAUUUAGUUUCGACACGGAGGUGAAGAAUCCAAGCCUAAGAACUCUCUUGUUUAUCGAGUGCAGAAGAUGGAAGGCAACAAGUUUAUUGUUUACAAGGCAUAAGCUGAUGAGAGUGUUAGAUCUCUCUUAUGUGGAUUUUAAAGGAGGGAAGGUCCCCUCUAGCAUCGGGAAGCUCAUCCACUUGAGAUAUCUUAGUUUAGUGUGGACAAAUGUAACUCAACUGCCUGCUUCUAUGCGGAAUCUGAAGAAGCUGCUCUAUUUAAACCUAGAUGUAAUUUGCUUCUCCACUGUACUCGACAUGCCCAAUAUCUUGAAAGAGAUGCGAGAGUUGACAUUCUUGUGUUUGCCGAUGAGCUUAGAUGAUAAGACAAAGUUGGAAUUGGGAAAUCUGGUCAAGCUGGAGACGUUGGAGUGUUUCUCCACAAAAUAUGGGAGAGACGGAUCUGAAGGGUAUGACGCGGCUCAGAUCUCUCUCUAUCUUUAUUAGAGACGAGAAGUAUACUAUGGAAAUUCUAUAUAUCUUCAUCUCUAAGUAAGCUUUCACACUUGGAGGGUCUUACAAUAUAUAACGACAAGAAGUUUUAUACUCCCACGAAUGAUGAUGAAGAAGGAUUUGUUUGGGAUUUUGUUAAUCUCAAAGAGCUCAAGUUGGAGAUAUAUAUGCCAAGGUUACCUGAUGCGCAACGCUUUCCUUCUCACCUUACAACCAUAAGUCUUAAGCAGUCUCGUUUGAAGAAGGAUCCAAUGCCUAUUCUAGAGAAGUUGCUUCACUUGAAAGAUAUUAGUUUACAAUCUCGAUCUUUCUGCGGGGGAAGAAUGGAUUGCUCAAGGGAUGGGUUUUCUCAAUUGCAGAAGCUAAAAUUUGAGGGAUUAGAGGAGUGGGAAGAGUGAAUAGUAAAAGAAGGCUCUAUGCCUCUUCUUCACACUCUCGAUAUUCAAUAUUGCGAAAAAUUAAAAGAGCUUUCUGAUGGGCUGCGAUUCAUCACUAACUUGGAGUGUCUGAUUAUUAAUAGUAUGGGAGAUGAAUUCAAAUUUGAGAUUGUCAGAAGGAUACUUUCCUUCUCACCUUACAACCAUAUCUCUGUUGGAAUGCAAAACUUUGUAGAGAUGGAGAAAGUGUUUAAGUGUCUGAAGAGAAAGUGUUUUGUCUGAAGAAGAAAGCUUUUUAUAACUUAAGAAGAUUUCUUAUUACUUGAAAGUAUGUAAAAAACUUUCAUAUUUUUUGAUAAUACAAAAUGAAGGGAA
Molecule: messenger RNA, 2847 nt
Organism: Brassica oleracea var. oleracea
Lineage: Eukaryota; Viridiplantae; Streptophyta; Magnoliopsida; Brassicales; Brassicaceae
Product: probable disease resistance protein At1g59620
Exons: 4
Coding region: 609-1391 (260 amino acids)
Biological process (GO): defense response to other organism
Molecular function (GO): ADP binding
Source: RefSeq, a predicted model, not a curated record